ACGAAUUUCAUCCUCGAAAGCCAUCAUGUCUGAGCAGCCUUACGAUCCUUAUAUCCCUUCUGGCUCUAAUGGGCCUUCCGCCAGCGCCGGCAGCGCAGCGCAGAAUGGCGACCCUCGGACAAGGGAAAUCGACAAAAAAAUUCAAGAGACCGUCGAUACAAUGCGCUCGAAUAUUUUCAAGGUAUCGGAGCGUGGCGAACGCCUGGACUCUUUGCAGGACAAGACGGACAACCUGGCCGUAUCUGCCCAGGGCUUCCGUCGGGGCGCUAACCGCGUGAGGAAGCAAAUGUGGUGGAAGGACAUGAAGAUGCGCGUGUGCCUGGUCAUCUGCAUUAUCUGCUUACUCAUUGUCAUCAUUGUUCCUGCCGUCGUCACGAGCACCAAACAUUAAGUUACGAACGCAGCGAAAGUCAUGUCUGAUUUUGGGAAUGGAUGUUAUUUUCCAGCAGGUCUAUUUGCGUUGAGGUUGUGUAGUUUCGUUUUCAGCCACUAAUACCUUUCUGCUUCUUUUCUGGGCGUCAACAACUUCUGUGCUUAUGAAUCAAGCCUCGUAUCUCGGUAAGCCUUUGACGAGAUACUCGUCUGAUACUCGGGAUGGGCUGUACCUUAUGAUCCGUGGCUGGUGAAGAUGUAAAUGAUACUCCGGGCUCCCGCACUUCCCCGUGUUUCAAUACGUUAUUGCCUUAUGAUCUUUGUGUCGACUUUGUCCGCCAUCACUUAUAAUGAAAUGAAUCCCUUUAUGCCGA
Messenger RNA from Aspergillus novofumigatus IBT 16806, 746 nucleotides. RefSeq names its product SNAP receptor SNC2. The coding region runs from base 26 to 391 and encodes 121 amino acids. Gene Ontology annotation, cellular component: plasma membrane; SNARE complex. Gene Ontology annotation, biological process: vesicle-mediated transport; vesicle fusion. The transcript is spliced from 3 exons. Gene Ontology annotation, molecular function: syntaxin binding; SNAP receptor activity. The record is from RefSeq and is a predicted model, not a curated record. Lineage: Eukaryota; Fungi; Ascomycota; Eurotiomycetes; Eurotiales; Aspergillaceae.